Messenger RNA from Micropterus dolomieu (smallmouth bass), 597 nucleotides. RefSeq names its product guanine nucleotide binding protein (G protein), gamma 8 (gene gng8). The transcript has 3 exons. The record is from RefSeq and is a predicted model, not a curated record. Gene Ontology annotation, molecular function: G-protein beta-subunit binding. NCBI's taxonomy places the organism in Eukaryota, Metazoa, Chordata, Actinopteri, Centrarchiformes, Centrarchidae. Gene Ontology annotation, cellular component: heterotrimeric G-protein complex. Gene Ontology annotation, biological process: G protein-coupled receptor signaling pathway. Bases 139 to 351 code for a protein of 70 amino acids.
CUGAGACCCAGGGAGCAGAAUUAACGAGCAAAUUGAAACAGACUCUUAACUAUUGCACCUUCAACACAUUGUCACGCACUGUGUUUGCUGUGUGUGCACCUUAAAAGUGCUGGCUGAGUUUACCGGUUUAGACGCAGGAUGUCCAACAACAUGGCCAAGAUUGCAGAUGCUCGAAAGACUGUCGAACAACUGAAACUGGAGGUCAACAUAGAGAGAAUGAUGAUAUCCAAAGCAGCAGCUGAGCUGAUGGCCUACUGUGAAGCUCAUGCCAAAGAGGACCCCCUGGUGACACCAGUACCUUCUUCUGAGAACCCGUUUCGAGAGAAGAAGUUAUUCUGUGUAAUACUAUAACAACCACAUGUACAAGACAAUUGUCUACAACAUUCAGUUUUGUAAUUAAAGUAGCUCUUUGGUGACUAGCUGUACCUGAGGAAUGAUCACAUUUGAACAUGAUAAUGACGGCAAUAAAGAUUGAUUGAAAAUGGGUGCAAAGUCCAUUUAAGGCCAGUGCUGCUGCCUCUCCUUGUGCACACAGUUUGUACCUGAGCCUAUAUUAACUCAAAUGCAUAGCCAAGUUCUCACUAAAUGUCAUUUGUG